Tachyglossus aculeatus (Australian echidna) is the source of this 786-nucleotide messenger RNA. Its product is annotated as basic salivary proline-rich protein 1-like. The record is from RefSeq and is a predicted model, not a curated record. Lineage: Eukaryota; Metazoa; Chordata; Mammalia; Monotremata; Tachyglossidae. The transcript has a single exon. Bases 1 to 786 code for a protein of 261 amino acids.
AUGGAUCCUCGGGAAGAGGAAGAAGAGGAAGAAGAAGAGGAGGAAGACGGACCCCCGUCGUCCUCGGCCCUCGCAGCCCCCACGAGGCGGGCCUCCGCGCGCCCAGAGAGGCCCCUGCCCGCCGGAAGUACCACCGAGCCCGGCCUGCCCGAGGCUAGAGCGGCGACCCCUCCGCCGCGGCUCCCCCUGCAGGGGGGAGGAGCAAGAGGGCGGACCCCGUCGCCCCCACGAGGCGGGCCUCCGCGCGCCCAGAGAGGCCCCCCGCCCGCCCGCCGGAAGUACCACCGAGCCCGGACCGCCCGCGGCCAGAGCGGCGACCCCCCCCCCUCCGCCGCGGCGCCCCCUGCAGGGGGGAGGAGCAGGAGCAAGAGGACGGACCCCGCCGCCCCCACGAGGCGGACCCCGCGCGCCCAGAGAGGUCCCCCACCCCCGCCCGCAGGAAGUACCACCGAGCCCGGACCACCCGCGGCCAGAGCGGCGACCCCCCCCCCUCCGCCGCGGCGCCCCCCUGCAGGGGGGAGGAGCACGAGCAAGAGGACGGACCCCGCCGCCCCCACGAGGCGGACCCCGCGCGCCCAGAGAGGUCCCCCACCCCCGCCCGCAGGAAGUACCACCGAGCCCGGACCGCCCGCGGCUAGAGCGGCGACCCCUCCGCCGCGGCGCCCCCUGCAGGGGGGGGAGCAAUUGGACGGACCCCGCCGCCCCCACGAGGCGGGCCCCCGCGCGCCCAGAGAGGCCCCCUCCGCCCGCCGGAAGUACCACCGAGCCCGGACCGCCCGCGGCUAG